Messenger RNA from Cucurbitaria berberidis CBS 394.84, 1917 nucleotides. RefSeq lists its product as uncharacterized. NCBI's taxonomy places the organism in Eukaryota, Fungi, Ascomycota, Dothideomycetes, Pleosporales, Cucurbitariaceae. The record is from RefSeq and is a predicted model, not a curated record. The transcript has 2 exons. Bases 1 to 1917 code for a protein of 638 amino acids.
AUGGCCGAAGCAUCUAAGCUGAGGGCGGUCCUCCUGCUACUGAAGAACUUGCUCCUGGCAGCCCUGCUCUACGCAACCAUCUAUGGCAUCAUAAAUAUUGUGAGCGAUCCCAGCGUCGCGACCAAGGGCAAACUGGGCAUUCCCGCUUUUCUCGACAAGGCUGGGCCAACCGAGCUGGUGGAGACGACCAAGGCAGGCAUCAGAGUCAAGUUCGCAGGCACCUCCAAGACCGUCACUAUAAACCCUCACGCCAACGUCUUCAAUCGCCCCGUCACUGCUGUCAAGAACAAGGACGAUUACAUGGGUCCCCGCCCCCAUGUCGACACCGAGGCGGACAUGCACAUGUUGGUGGAAGAAUGCCGCGGCUCCUACACCGGGCUGGAGAAGAUGAGGAGGCCCUACGAUUGUCUGAAGUUCUUCGCCGAGGAACAGGACCGCUACUACCGACUGCCCGAGGCUGCGGAACGAGCAAGCGCCCAAGACCCUCGCAAGGCCGACUACAUCAACGCAGACGGGCACGACAAGACACUCUCGAGCUAUGUCCCACUCAAAGACGCGGUCGCUGCAAACGGGUCGGCCAUUGGCACAUGCCCUGGUCCCAUUAUUCCCUACCACGUCUACUGGACGGGUCCCGCAACCUGGCGCGUCGAGGUCUUCAUCAAGAGCUAUCUGUAUACCCAGAACCUGGCAUGCUCCCGACUCUGGCUGUGGCUCGACAGCGAUCGCAACCCCAAUGCUGUGCAUAACAUGCUGAACAAGGACGCCCUCUUUGCCCGAUUCCUUCCCCUCGUCGAGCGCGGUGAUAUUGUCCUCAAAGCGUGGAACUUCCCUAGCCGCAUCCCUCUGGCCACGGACGACGAGGACAAGAAUGGCUUCGACUACUACAGCAAGCCCGCAGCGCCAGAUGCAAACGGCGAGAAGGCCGUGGCCGAAAACAUUGUCGAGGACAAGGACGGCCAGCAGUGGCUUGUGCUGACGGCAAAGCAAAUGACCUUCCUCCCCGUUGCCGUUUCGGAUGCUGUCCGAUUCAUUGUUCUCCACAUCUACGGCGGUGCCUACUUCGACAUGGACGUGCUCAUGCUUAGGGAUAUGCGCCCGCUGUUGUUGCCCAAAGAGCACUCCUUUGCUGAGCGAUGGGCUGCCCAUCCCCACCCGGGCGACUACAACACAGCUAUCAUGUCACUCUCGGCAAAUUCUUCGCUCUCCUCCUAUCUGCUUUAUGGUGGCAUCCGUAUGGGUGUCAACUUCCAUCCUCGAGUCCUAGGCCGCAUGGCAUGGAAGGACGGACGCGAUCAAGAAUUCCUCAUGUUUGAGACUGCCGCCUUUGACCCCAUCUGGACCGAGUUCAACUGGGACCGCGAAGGACGGUGCACGAUACCUUGUGUACGAGACUACGGUGCCGUGUUCAAGGGCAGAACGGGCGCAAUCAAAGAUGAAUGGGAAAGUUACACUGGUCCGCAACUAGGAACUAUCAACCUAGAGGAAGCACAGCGAAAAGUGCUCAAGAUGGACACCGACGCCCCCAAAUCCAAGCGCGAGCAUGAAGACCAAGAGAAUGUGCCUACCUCUGCAACGGCACCGUCGUCACAGCACAGUGACAAAGCGGCGCAUGCAGACUCUUUCCAACCUACGCUUGAUGAGGAGGUCGAACUCCGCAAGGCUGGCGUUGUGUCUGACUAUGUCCUUUCCGAAGAUAGAUUUCCACCCAACAAUCGCACGCUGGAGAACUUCUUCAGGGGCGCCUGGACGUACCACAUUCACAACCAAUGGGUCAAGCAUCCAGAACCCUCGUCCUGGAUAGCGGUACUUGAGCAUGCGCAGGACGGCUUCUUCGCCGGGAACCGCACAAAUCCAUAUGGCGAGAACUGGUCUGGUCCAAGUUUGAUGCCGUACAACUACUGGCCUGAGUAUGUAUGA